AUGGCAGCUCCCAUUGAGUCGACAGAUGUUUUGGCCGAAGACAAAUUAGUUGUUUUGUGGCCAGAAUACCCGUCCCUGUACGAUGUACGUUCGCCUGACUUUAGAGACAGGGACCAGAGACAGCAGGCGAUCAAAGAAAUCGCCGAAAAGAUACAACGGACAGGCGAUUGGGUGAAAACCCGGCUGAGACAGCUGCGUAAUACUUUCACAAGAAACAACAAACCAGCGACCAGUGGAAGUGCUCGGAAAAGUCUUACAAAGAGGACAGCGUGGCUGAUGGAGAAGCUCCAAUUCCUAGCUCCAUACGUGGCUACUCGCAUCACCACAAGUAACCUUCAAUCACGUUCGUCUUCUCCAUCCAGUCCGAGUGCACCUGCUGAUGACAACUCGAUCGUUGACUAUGAUGACACUGACGCUCUUGUCGAAGAUGAGGAUGAUGAUGGUGCCCUGGUGAAUUUGACAGCGCCUAAAUCUACCAAGAUGCCCACAAGAAAAAGGCCCAAGAAAGGAAAGGAUGAUGAAGAAUUGAAGAUAAUGCAAAGUUUAGCAAGCUCCAUCAGCCGGAGUAAAGAACAAGCGACUGAUGAUUGGACCUUAUUUGGCCAGUUUGUUGCAGAGUCUCUUAGAAAGUUGGAAGGCAAGACACAAUACACUGCACAGCAUCUUAUAAAUAAGGUGAUAUUUGAUGCGAAGAUGGACUUGCUGAAUUCAAACCCGCAGCCGCUGCAGCAGACACAAUACCCUUUUCCCCAGCAACCACAGAUGUUCUCUUCAACCCAGCUGCCUUUUCCUUCUGGGCAACAGUCACAGAUGCUUCCUCCAACCAUUCAGUCACCCAUGUUCCCUCAAACCCAGCCACCCCAAAUGUUCCAUCAACCACUUCCUCAGCAACACUCAAACAUGCCUCCAUUCAACACCCAAGAGAGUCAUCAAAUGUUUUCACAGGGUGAGGUCUCACGUAACUGCCAGGAACAACCGCGUUCCUUUCUUGGGGAACUUAACUUUGCCCCUCAGACAACCAUCACUCCAACCAAUGAGGAGCAAAAUACUCCAUCACUGACUCCAAUAUAACUUGGCGUCCAUUGCAAUACAUGUAGUCUAUGUGCCAAUUGGAGACACUAUCAGUUGUAAUUUUUUUAUGUUCUUUUUAAGAUUAGUGUUGGUGUUUCGAACAUAACUCAUUCGGGUUUUUGACAAAGUAAUAUUGUCAGAUUGUUUUGAUAAUU
Messenger RNA from Lineus longissimus, 1226 nucleotides. RefSeq lists its product as uncharacterized. Lineage: Eukaryota; Metazoa; Nemertea; Pilidiophora; Heteronemertea; Lineidae. The record is from RefSeq and is a predicted model, not a curated record. Bases 1 to 1071 code for a protein of 356 amino acids. The transcript has 3 exons.